UGUAAUGCUUUAUGAAGAAAUAUUCCAGCCGUUGCAGAAGAUGUGCUUCUUUCCCUAAACUUUUGGAUCUGAUUGAGGCGGAAAGAUAAACCCAAGGGCCCGAAAUAGCUUGCUUAACAUGAAAGGUUAACCUGGUAAUCUCAUUAGGGCACUAAAGAGCUUGCUGUAGGGAAGGCAGCAGUGAGGGUUGCAGGAGCUGGAGGCUCUCGUCCAGGAGCAACUCUUGCUGCAGAUUUUGCAGGAAGAAGCACCCCAAACCUUCCAUCCUUUGGGGGCUGUGUUUGCGAACAGGGGACGAUGGCGGGGCAGCGGCGGAGAGCAGUCAGCCUGUCGUCCAACCUGAAAAUCGGGGACUACCGGCGGUGCUGCUUGACGCCAGCCGAGGAAGAGCUGUACAUCCCCUUCGCACAGGACAAGCUGGUCAAGCCCUGGCGCUCCCUGCACAACGUCUCCGGCGGGGCUCACACCGUGCGGCGCGGGCGCAGCAGCAACUUGAACCUCAACGUCGGCGGUCGGCGCUUCCAGAUGUCGUACGCGGCGGCUGCCCGGCAUCCGACAACCCGCCUGGGCCGCCUUGCUGUCGCAACGCAACCGUCGCAGCGGGCAGCCUUGUGCGACGACUACUCAGUACCGGAGAAUGAGUUCUUCUUUGACCGCGACCCGGUGGUCUUCCUGUACGUCUUCCACUUCUAUCGCAGCGGGGUGAUGUGGGUGAUGGAGGAACUGUGCCCAUCCAACUUCGCGGAGGAGGUGGCCUACUGGGGGCUGCACAUGAAGCACGCCCAGCGCUGCUGCCGCAUCCUCUUCGAGGAGAAGCAAGAUGAGCUGGCUGAGUACUUGAAGAUCCAGCGCGAGCUGGAGGCCGAGCUGGAGCCUGUUGAGCGCGAGGAGCACUUUGAGGGCAAGUUCCUCGGUGAAAUCCGGAAAGCAAUCUGGAACCUGAUUGAGAACCCAUACUCGUCCAUCCCAGCUAAGGUGAUCGCCAUCCUCUCCAGCUUCUUUGUGCUGAUCUCCAUCGUGGGCAUGACGCUGAGCACGGUGGAGGAGAUGCAGCACAAGGCCAGCAAGCGCUGCAUGCAGCAGCUGGAGACAGUGUGCGCCAUCUUCUUCACCCUGGAGUACCUCAUGCGGCUGGUAUCCACCUCCACCUUCCGGCAGUUCCUGCGGGCUGCCUUCAGCGCCAUCGACCUGGUGGCCAUCCUGCCCUUCUACGUCCAACUGCUCUUCGAGAACCUGGGUGAGGCCGAGGGCGACUACCACGAGGAGCUGCACAAGAUGCGCAGCGUGGGCAAGCUGGGCAAGGUGCUCAAGCUCAUCAAGCUCAUGCGCAUCUUCCGCAUCCUCAAGCUGGCCCGCCAUUCCACCGGCCUGCGGGCCUUCGGCUUCACCCUGCGCCAGUGCUACCAGCAGGUCUGCUGCCUCUUCCUCUUCAUCGCCAUGGGCGUCUUCACCUUCUCUGCCCUCAUGCACUCCGUUGAGCACGACGUGCCCGGCACCAACUUCACCAGCAUCCCCGACGCCUGGUGGUGGGCCGCCGUGAGCCUCUCAACGGUGGGCUAUGGGGACACGGUGCCAGACACGCUGCUGGGCCGCAUGGUGGCCUUUGGCUGCAUCUCCUUCGGCAUCAUCCUCAACGGGAUGCCCAUCUCCAUCCUCUACAACAAGUUCUCCGACUACUAUGCCAAGCUCAAGUCCCACGAGGUGCAGGCCACGGGGUCCCUCAAGGCAGCCCGCCAGCUGCGCCUCAAGGAACGCGCCUGGAAGAAGUUUGCCGAGGCCUGCUGUGCUGAGUACAGCAACCAUGAAGGGACUGGCCCCACGACACGAAGGCCGGAGCCCCCCCACCUCAGCCACCCUUUGCAUCACCCCCCACCACCCCCCACCCCUGUCAUCCGGCAACCGCCCCCCACCCCCCGCGCACCCCGCACCCCCAUGGGCCGGCGGCUGGACUACCCGGUCCCACACCCGCACCAUGAGUACCUGGACCAUCACCCAGCCCACCUCACCCCGCUCUCCGGCCACCCCACCCCGCCCCCGCCCUACGUGUUCCCGCCACCCGCCCUCCAGAGGCACCGCUCCAGGAAGAGAGCCGAGGGGGGUGUCCUGCUCCACCACCACAAAGGGGCCAGCCUCUGA
This is a messenger RNA of Anolis sagrei ordinatus, 2136 nucleotides long. RefSeq names its product potassium voltage-gated channel subfamily V member 2-like. Gene Ontology annotation, cellular component: membrane; voltage-gated potassium channel complex. Gene Ontology annotation, molecular function: delayed rectifier potassium channel activity. Lineage: Eukaryota; Metazoa; Chordata; Lepidosauria; Squamata; Anolidae. The record is from RefSeq and is a predicted model, not a curated record. Gene Ontology annotation, biological process: potassium ion transmembrane transport; protein homooligomerization.